AUGUCGAGUGCUCAUGUUUCUAAGUUAAAGAAACAAAGGAAAAGGGCAUCAUUGGUAUGUUCCUCGUGCAAAGAAAAGAAAAUCAAGUGCGAUCGUCAGAAACCAUGUUCCAACUGCAUCAAAUCGUCUGCUAUUCGCACGUGUAAUUACGACUAUGAAGUGAAAAGAAACGAGAAGAACGACAUCAAGAUCGUGGAAAAGGAUUUCGCAAACUUUGACGUGAAUGAGACAAAAUUUCAUGUAUUUGGGCUCCCCGAACCUGCUCAGCAACUUCUCCACGAUUCCCCGAUCAGCGGGAAAAAUUCAAUAAUGGACAUCAGUUUCAACCUACAAACAUCUUAUUCGGUCAAUAGGAAGCCCUCGAGAACUCUCAGAGGUAUGCAAAUAUGCUCGGUAUAUUCCAAGCCGGAACCAUUCUUGUCGUACAAUUUCUUGAUGUCAUUUAGGGAGAUCUUGAAGAACGAAAAAAAAACGUGGAAAUCGAGGAACUUUAAAGGAAACUUCCAGCUUCACGAAAUUCAAUUCAAUGAUAGCAACACGGCGAACAGCGUUGAGGGGUUGAACUUAUUAGUUGAAAAGCUAGUCUGUAACAACUAUUACGCCGUCUUGGAAAGACUAGGGUACUUUCAAACAGAUCUAAACAAGGUUCUUUUCGGCUCCUAUAUCCCGAUGGGAGUUGUACAGUUGAUCUUUCAUCACUACUUUAUUAUGAAAAGAGAAGGAAUUGCAUUCAAACGCCCGGUGAAAAAUUUUGAAUAUGCAUACAUUGCCCUCAUCACAUCUUUGGUCGAGCUAACGAAUAUAUUCACCAAGAAUAACCCUUCGAUUUUCAACUUUUCUUUAUCCCUGAAAGACGAUGAGUUUAAUGAUUUAUCGGUGAAGCUACUAAACACUUCCAACUACAGAAGGAAAUGCUCGAUAUUUGCGGUGUAUACGAUCUUGAAUCUAAGGUUGUCUUUGAUGAUAUACGGAAAUGCACUUAGCGCCGGUGUGGUAUCUCAUAACUCAUAUCCAAUGUUCCAAACGGCAGUAAACAUGUGCAUCGAAAUGGGUUUUAGCAUGAAUCUAGAUAAGGUUGUUUUCAUGGACCACUACAGCACCGCUGACUCUAAUGAUGUAAACGACGUCAUUUUUGCCAAGGAAAUUCCUGUGGAGUCUCUUAAAACACUAUGGAACUACCUUUUAGUAUUAGAUGCCUCCUAUUUUGUAGGUAUGUCCGCAGCCCCAUAUAUUGACGAUAGGUACCACAACGGAUAUUAUAUGCUGCCGAAUCAGAAUUCUGAUUACUUCAGUGCUUUUGUCACCACAAGUAGAGAAAUAUCUCUUCUUUUUUUGACCGAAAGAAAAUGCACAUUACGAGAGUUACUUGCUGGCUUGUCGAAAGUAACUAAACUAAUAUCAACGCUUGAACCGCUUGACGAUUAUCACCAGGUUGAACAAAAUGAAGAAAAGUGGAAACUCUUUUAUCUCAAAUUGCAGCUGUUGAAUCUUUUGUCAACUUUAUUGUAUCAAGUUUGUCGUCUAUUGCACAAUUCAAACUUAAGUAGGGAGUUUUCUCAAGAAGUCUUAAAUGAGCCAAGGAACCAAAAAAUUAUAGAAGGAAUAAAAGAUGAGUGCACUACCAAGAUCAAAAUUUUAUUUUUUGUUGUGAUGAACACUAUAUUGGCUAUAUCUCAUAGCAGCUUUCACUACAAAUUCUGGCUUUAUAACAGAGAAGUUUUCUCUACUUGGAUUGGACUACAAUCGUUAUUUUUUAUUGAUUUGAUAGUAACCGAAGAGAGUGAGUCUGCAGCAAGCCGAUCAACAAGUAAUAACUCUUCAAAACCCGUCUUGACCGAUGACGAUAAGUUUUCAGAUCCACCUAUAUUUAAAAACACGGAGUUGGAAAAUGCUCUAUUCAAUUUCAAUCCAUCGAAAAAUCAGAAAUUUUUGAAUUCAGUGUGUGUAGCCUCUCAACCUGAACGGAUUGUUUCUUUCAUAACCGGAAUAUACGAGAGGGUAAUGCAAAUUCCAAUGAUACUUUCAGAUUACACAUUUUUCAUGAAAACGAAAUUCUUUCUUAUCGGGAUAUAUUUCUUGUAUUCUUAUAUCAAAUACCAUUCAGAAAAAGGUUUUGAGAUUUACCAAUACUUUGAUAAAUUGAAAACCCUCACGAAGAGAAUACUAGCUGGGCAGCUCCAAAAGGGAACUUCAGCUGAUUUAUUUCCUGUCCAACAAAUUUUAGGUGGCAAUCUAACUGAAAACGAUUUACCUAAAGAAAAUGAUUCAACAUUGCGGAACUCUAAUCAACGCGAAAGUCCCAGCAAACCGCAAAAUACUCUUACCGGAGAUCAAUGGGAUAAUAAUGUACUUUUAUCCAAUAGUAUGAUACCGUCUUCCCAAUAUGAUGAUAUUGCUGCUUCCUUUUUUGACGAUGAAGGACUAGGGCUAGUCUUUAAAGGCAUCGAUGAGUUUUUCACGAGAGAAUCCAGCAGAUAG
Pichia membranifaciens NRRL Y-2026 is the source of this 2478-nucleotide messenger RNA. RefSeq lists its product as hypothetical. Gene Ontology annotation, cellular component: nucleus. The transcript has a single exon. Bases 1 to 2478 code for a protein of 825 amino acids. Lineage: Eukaryota; Fungi; Ascomycota; Pichiomycetes; Pichiales; Pichiaceae. Gene Ontology annotation, molecular function: DNA-binding transcription activator activity, RNA polymerase II-specific; RNA polymerase II cis-regulatory region sequence-specific DNA binding; zinc ion binding. The record is from RefSeq and is a predicted model, not a curated record. Gene Ontology annotation, biological process: regulation of transcription by RNA polymerase II.